UUCAAUAAUGUGCAUGUUGUUUGACAUUCCUAACAGAACCCAACACGUACGCGCUUCCUCGUUCCCGCCAUCCUCUCAUGCGUCAUCGCCCAACAUGCCUAAUCCUACGAGGCGUAGGCUUCCGCCCAUGUUCGAACUCCACUCGCGCACCCAUGCGCGCGCCACUUCAUCGCUGUCCACCUUGCGCGCGUCCCGGCUACCGUCCGUGCACCAAUCGCCUACGGCGCACCCUACCGCGCCUACUACUCCGCGCGUUGCCUCCAUCGCCCGUGGAAUCCGAUCACUUCCUGCGCAUCCCCGUGCACCUGCUUCGUUGCGCGUACCGCCCACACUUGCGGACAGCUCGCCCAUGCUCUUAUCACGCCCUGCGCUUCUAACGCCGCACACUAGCGUGUCCCAGUCGACGUCCGCGGCUUGCCUGCUUAUCGUGCACCCUCGUACACUGUCCUGUUCGUUCGACCAUUCGCGCGCAUCAAGGUGCGACGUGCGCUCUUUACUUGUGCUCGCACCUCCGCCGUCGAUCGACUUCGGCUGCUCGCCCGAUGGCCAUGGGUCCCAACCUUUCAACCUAAUGCAAUCAUCUGCCGGUAUCCACCAUCCUUCUUCAACCCAUCGCAAACCCCGCCUUCUAGCCUCCUUCUUUCUUGCUCGUCUUUGCCUUGUACAAGGCUUGCACCAACAACAUGAUUCCUUAGCCUUUGCCUUACGUUUCCUUCGGGCUCUCUUGUUCUUGCGUUUCUUAGGCUUAAGCUUGGAUUGUGGACCACAUCCUUUCGGCCAGUCCCUUUUGCAUGAAGGUCGAUAUAUCGGGCUUGAUGGCUCCUCCAGCAUGUUUUCCAGCCAUAUGUUGAGGUCAUUGCCAUCCUCAUCUUCGGACUCGCCUGGGUUGAUGACCACUUCCGUAUCACAGCGCCCCAGCGCGCACGCCAACGUGAUGAAA
Messenger RNA from Striga hermonthica, 940 nucleotides. Lineage: Eukaryota; Viridiplantae; Streptophyta; Magnoliopsida; Lamiales; Orobanchaceae. The record is from the annotation of a GenBank genome assembly.